AUGGAAAAAUUCAAGGAGAAACUUUCCCAAUUGCGUGCCGAGGUGGAAGCAGCCAACGUCCGAGCCGAUGAAGCCGAGGCAAAAGUCAAGAAGCUUGAAGAGGAACACAUUCAAAAGGAGCAUGAGACAAGCUCUCUUGAAUCCCGUGUCAAGCUAUUACAAGAGCAAUUGGAUAAGGCCGAAAGCGAUUUCAAAGAAGCAUCCGAAAAUUUCCGUGAAGCCGAUUUACGUGCCGAGCAAUUUGAAAAGAAAGCCAACAAUCUUCAACAAGAGCUCGAAAACAUGGAAUCGAAACAUGAGGAAAUGUGUGGCAAGUACCAAGCAGCCAAAGCCGAAAUGGAUGAAUUGGAACGUCAGCUUGAAGGUGUCUAG
This is a messenger RNA of Lichtheimia ornata, 372 nucleotides long. RefSeq lists its product as uncharacterized. The transcript has 3 exons. Bases 1 to 372 code for a protein of 123 amino acids. The record is from RefSeq and is a predicted model, not a curated record. Lineage: Eukaryota; Fungi; Mucoromycota; Mucoromycetes; Mucorales; Lichtheimiaceae.